GAGAAGAUGCAUUGAUGUUAGGCAUUAAAUGAGGUUCUCUGCUUUCCCAAUAGUAUUAAAUGCAGCAACUACACACCCCACCCACCUCUCUUUCUUCUCCCUUCUUCACCCUUCAUCUCCCUUUCUCCUCUAAUCAAAUGGACCAUUUCACCCUUCCAUCAUCAUCAUCAUCUUCUUCCACUUCCAAUGACAAUCCCCUCUUUAUACGCCGCCGCUCCUCCUCCUCCUCCUCCGUUAACAACCGUCAAGCCUAAUUCUGCCCCCACUAACUUCACCACCAUCGGUCUUGGCUACGCCAUCGCUAUCGCCUUUGGCUUCCUCGUCCUCUUCUCCACCGUCCUUCUCGCUUCCUACAUCUGCUGCCGCUCCAUCGCCGCCCGCCGUCGUCGCCGCCGCCUCGAUGCGGAAGCUGGGUACCGUAAUUCUCACCCGGACGACAACGGGGUGUACCUUCCGCGUAUAAUCUUCGUGGCGGAAGACGACGAGGAAAACGACGGCGUUUCUGGGCAAAACGUGGCCCUUGGGCUGGACCAGGCGGUGAUCAACUCCUACCCGAAGCUGGUGUACUCCAAGAGGAGCGGGAAUCCGGGUGGGACCACCGGAAAUGACACGUUGUGCUCCAUAUGUCUGUGCGAGUACAAGGAUUCGGAGAUGCUGAGGAUGCUGCCGGAUUGUAAACAUUACUUUCACGUGACCUGCGUGGACGCGUGGCUGAAGCUGAACGCGUCGUGCCCCGUGUGCCGGAACUCUCCCUUGCCGACGCCGCUGUCCACGCCGUUGUCGGAGGUGGUCCCGCUUUCACACUACUCCGAUGGACGGCGAAGGCAAUGAUUAUGGAUUGAUUUUUGGUUAGUGUAGGAGGUUGAAUUAUUUUUGUUUUUUGAAUUCACUGUGGAAAUUCUUGUUAUUUAGUGGUGUUAAUUAAGGAGGAGAUUGAUUGAUUGAUUAAAUCCAAUAUGUUGAUUGAAGAA
Molecule: messenger RNA, 971 nt
Organism: Ipomoea nil (Japanese morning glory)
Lineage: Eukaryota; Viridiplantae; Streptophyta; Magnoliopsida; Solanales; Convolvulaceae
Product: RING-H2 finger protein ATL67-like
Exons: 1
Coding region: 187-831 (214 amino acids)
Biological process (GO): protein ubiquitination
Molecular function (GO): transferase activity
Source: RefSeq, a predicted model, not a curated record